Molecule: messenger RNA, 2943 nt
Organism: Dendronephthya gigantea
Lineage: Eukaryota; Metazoa; Cnidaria; Anthozoa; Malacalcyonacea; Nephtheidae
Exons: 6
Coding region: 12-1895 (627 amino acids)
Biological process (GO): ubiquitin-dependent protein catabolic process; regulation of apoptotic process; protein ubiquitination
Cellular component (GO): nucleus
Molecular function (GO): protein binding; ubiquitin protein ligase activity; zinc ion binding
Source: RefSeq, a predicted model, not a curated record
UCUCUACUGAAAUGUUAACACUAAGCGCCAAAUUAGGUGACGAUUUAAUAAUGGAAAAUAAAAGGUUGUUAAAUGAAAAUGAGUCGGUAAAACUGUUAUUACAAGAAAAAAAUGACCUCAUUGAAAAACUUCAGGAAGAGUAUCUAGAAAAAGAAAGUCACUUCAUAGAAGAGAAAAAACAUUUAGAAAGUGAAAUACUGCAGUUCAAGAAAACAAUCCUCAGUCUUGAGGAACAUAUAAAGGGACUUGAAAACGAUAAAAAAGAUCUGUUAUCCGAUGUUGGAAGACUUUACGUUGAAAUCGACUCCAAAAUAAGCAAAGAAAAAGAUAUCGAGAUUUUUAAGAAAAUAUUUCCCAGCAAAUCCGCUUCCUCUGUAAACGCAAGUGAAAUAUCCGCCGAGAUAGUCGUGUCUCCUGAAAAUCAUCGCACUGAAGAAAAUAUUCCUCGAAAUCAAAACCAACCUGCAGACCGUGUUGGAUCAAGUUCAGGCGUGCUCCCUUCAAAUGAAAGCAAUGGUUCAUCUGAACCGCUGCGUUUUCCAGUCCAAAUACAAGAAACAGAUGGUGCUGAUGAAGGGAAUACAUCUCUUUCGUCAGCAAUAUCUUCAGUCCAUAAUGCAUAUAAACAACUAUUGCUAGCCAUUGCCAAUAGUUUGCUCACCGGUGAUGUCAUUAAGCUAAAAGAUUGGGCUCAUGAACAGUUUUCAGUCGCAACGAAUCUUACUUCAACCGAAGUCAUUCUUCAAUUGGACCGAAAAGGUGUUAUAAACGCAUCGAAUACAAGCGUGCUUCGCGAAUUUCUCAAGUCGAUUCUGAGAAUUGAUUUAGUUCACCUCAUCGAUGAAUACAACAGCGGAAACUAUGUUAAUUUGAGAAGGAUGGUUGUUACAAUUAAGGAAAAGAGCGUGAGCAGCACACGGGAAGUAAAUCGGGCGUACGCAUCUCGUAGAAUUCCGUCUCAACGAGAGAUAUCUGAACAAAACCUUCCCCCUGUUCGUAAAGACACUAUGGUCAUGCCUCCUGUCAGUAAUCAACAUGACAUGGCCAAUGUUCAUUAUCAGAAGCCCAGCGAAACUCUCUCAAGACGAAAUAGAUUGUCCACGCAUGAAGAUGUCUCUAAUGACCGUUCAAGAGAUACAGCAAGAGGUAGCGAAAGUAGAUCAAGAGAAGCAAGCAGUGGGCCUACAGACAAUACAAGACAUCAAGAGCACCGAACACGUGCUCGUGACCAAAACGCACGUUUCAAUUUUCCUUCCACGUCAAAUAAUCCAAAUGGUCGGUCUGAGAGAUCAAACAAUGUGAAGAAACAAACAGAUAGGUGGUUGUGUAAUCACUACAAAAGGCGUUGCAUGGUGAAAUUUGAAUGUUGUGAUAAAUACUGGGCUUGUCAUCGUUGCCACAACGAGACGAGCACGUGCCAGCAAAAGAAACUGAAAUCACGUGAUACGACAAUGGUCAAGUGCAUGGAAUGCGGUAAAGAGCAACAGUUCGGUCAAUUUUGUGUUUCAUGUAACACUCAAUUCGCUGAUUUUUACUGUGGUCUUUGCAAGCAUCUUACUGGAAGAGAUGAUCAUCCUUAUCAUUGCGAGAAAUGUGGUAUUUGCAGGAUCCAUGGAGAUCGUUCAUUUCAUUGCGACGUCUGUGGUGUUUGUCUCGAUGUUCAACUCAGAGGAAAUCAUAAAUGUCGUCCAGAUUCCGCUCAUGACAACUGUGGUAUCUGCCUAGAGGAUGCGUUUACGGGAUGCCAAAUUUUGCCAUGUUCCCACAAAGUUCAUAAAGAAUGCUCCAAGUUAAUGAUUCAAAACGGAAUGACUCGCUGCCCAAUAUGUCGAGAAAGUUUUGCCCACAAACUUCAAAGAAAACCAGUUAGAAAACAAACAAUAAAAACAAGGUGAUUAAAGUCAGUAAACCACUCUGAUCUCUUGGAAUUAUGGGGUGAACUGAAGAUUUGCUGAAGACUGAUUGGGACAUGCAGAUGAUUACGAUAGUAUAAUUCUCGUAUUUUUGACGUCACUGGACAAUUAUCAGAUAAUCCAGAAGGCAGAAAUUUUCGUUUGCAGCGAGUGUGGCAAAACUCGUUAUCUUAAACCAAACCACAUGAUGCAGGCGUGAGCAAGUAAAUAAAUGAAGAUCUUGGAUGGAAUUUACACGUUGCACGAAUGGCACGUUGAUUGGGUGGAUUCAUUCAGAGAUCGACCAGAACAUACAUUUUAGGGAAGCAAUGAAGAGAAAGUAAAGGAACUAUCAAUAUAAUCGUAAUUUUAGGGUCUUUUUUAAUUAUUUUGCAUAAAAUUACAUGCAGUAUAUUAGCGAUUUAAAAAUUUUCAAACUAGGGCAUAAACAAAUAAGUCUCCUUUAAUGUGAGAGUAUAAUCAAGAUGGAAGCUUUCGAUCAUUCUCAUUUAACUUUGAAUGGUAGAUAGAUAGAUAUGAGAUGGUAUAUUAAUUUUCACUAAAACAUUACAGCUAUAGGCUAAAUUACGUUUAGUUUAAUAAACUGCUGCCAUCUGUUAAUAGCUCCUCAGUGAAUUUGAGAAAUAGGCGUAAAUUUGACAUACCUAAAGUUAAGAUGAACCGUUUUAAAACCAGUUUUAUAGUUAGUAUAGCUAACUCUGUCAAAUCAGUAAUUAAUUUUUUCUCUACUCAUCUACAUGCAUGCAUUUAAAACUUUUAUAUCUAUGUAUAUAUAAAUAAUUUUUAUUCUAUUUGUAAGCUUAUGAUUCUCAUCGUUUGAAAUCUGUUUAAAACAGUUUAUCUGCAAGGUACUGGCGGCGUACGACGAAAGGGACCAAACGAAUUCAGCAAUUGAUAAUGCUUCUUGGUAUGAUGUUGAUGCCUGAUGGAUGUACUAUAUGCAUAGCGCGCUUUUGCAUUCUUUGAGAUCGUGUGAGAGGUACUCGGGUAAGCUAUCAUAAAAUGCUGGGCAAGCAUAUUCCAACAGAGA